Molecule: messenger RNA, 566 nt
Organism: Kockovaella imperatae
Lineage: Eukaryota; Fungi; Basidiomycota; Tremellomycetes; Tremellales; Cuniculitremaceae
Product: ubiquinol-cytochrome C reductase hinge domain-containing protein
Exons: 5
Coding region: 165-497 (110 amino acids)
Biological process (GO): mitochondrial electron transport, ubiquinol to cytochrome c
Source: RefSeq, a predicted model, not a curated record
UCGGCGGUCUUUUCAGCUUCACACUUUUUGAAAAAAGCCACGUCAAUAAAAACCCCUCAACUCCGAAUCUCUCCCCCUCGAAGCAAGCCCCAGUCCAUCUGUCCAAUCAUCGAGAGCACUCUCCAUUCUUUGUCCUCGAUCGCAACUCGAUUCCUUAAUCCGCCAUGGCGAACGAGGUGACUGAUCAAAAGCCAGAGGUAGCCUCGUCCUCCCUGUUCUCUUCCUUCAUGUCUUUCGUCCUCCCAACAGCUCAUGCUGAGGCGGAUGACGGCGAUAAGGACGGCAAGGAUGACGAGCCUGAGGACAUUGCUCCCGCUAUCAGGGAAGGCUGCGAGGCCAACGAAUGCGCCAAAUAUGCCCACCACUUCCAAGCUUGUCAAGAGAAGGUCGAAGCUGGCAAGGGAUGGCAAGGCGAGGACUGCGUGGAUGAAAUGUUCCACAUGAUGCACUGUGUCGACGCUUGUGCCGCCCCCAAGCUCUUCAAAAAGCUUGCAUGAUCGAUCAUACGCUUUUGUGAAUGCAUCGAAUACAAAUUGAUGGGAACGAUCCACCCGAGGAAGGCAUAG